AUGAUUCGAGUUCUAAGUCGACUCAAAACUCACCUCCGCAUUGCCUGCGAUGAAUUUGACCAUCUCGUCUUUGGUAGCGUGGCGCGCUGGUACCUCCGCCACACCAGCUGCAGAGUUAUGGCUCUCACUGCCCGUGUGAUCGCCGUCGGAUUGGCUAGCGCUGACGUGGACAGCGACACGGCGGAGGUCUGGACGGUAAAGCCGUCGUAUGCAGUGAGGGAGGGCGACAGGGUGCAGGGGAGUCUCGCCCCACCACAGUCGCAGCACGCAUUGGAGCCAUCAGCCAUUGCCCUGCACGUGGUGCAUGAGGAUGACCACGUGUCACAGCACGCGUUGGAGCCAUCCGCCAUUGCCCUGCACGUGGUGUAUGAGGAUGACCACGUGGUAGUGAUCAACAAGGCUCCGCACAUGGUGGUGCAUCCCGCUGCAGGCAACUGGCAAGGCACCCUCGUGAACGCACUGCUCCACCAUUACCAGCUCUCCUCCUCCUCCUCCUCCUCCUCCUCCUCCUCCUCCUCCUCCUCCUCCUCCUCCUCCUCCUCCUCCUCCUCCUCCUCCUCCUCCUCCUCCUCCUCCUCCGCAUGCUCUACGACCCAGUCACAUUUUAUGAUAGGAGUGGGGGAGAGGGUAAGGGACUCUCAGCCUUCUGUAACAGCAGAUUGGAAUGAGGAAGAGGAUGAGGAGGAGGAUGAGGACGUGGAGGAAGAGGAAGAAGAGGAGGAGGGAGAGGAGGUGAAGGAGAGGCAGGGAGCAGAGGUGGGAGUCGAAGCAAGCCUUACAAGGGGGGCGGAUGUGCGGCCUGGGAUAGUGCAUCGGUUGGACAAGGGAACGAGCGGGCUGCUUGUGGUAGCCAAGGACCCGUUCAGUCAGGCACACUUAAGCGCGCAGUUCAAGGCUCGCACCGUGCACAGAAGCUACCUCUCUCUUGUCAUUGGCACGCCGUCUCCCCUCUCCGAUCGUGUGGAUGCACCCAUUGGUCGAGACCCCAAGGACCGCAAGCGCAUGGCCGUGCUGCCUCUCACAGGCUCUCACCGCAGCAGACGAGCCGCCAGCAGGUACCGGGUGCUGGAGUCACUGGCAGGAGGAGCAGCUGCGCUGGUGGAGUGGAGGCUGGAAACCGGGAGGACACACCAGUCGCGCCGCCGCUCGCCCCGCCGCGUCUCCGCUAGCCUCGCCGCGCCUCCGCAAGCCUCGCCGCUCCUCCGCUCGCCUCGCCGCGCCUCCGCUCGCCUCGCAGCACCUCUGCUCGCGGCGCCUCGCCUCCGAUCGCCUCGCCGCGUCUCCGCUAGCCUCGCCGCGCCUCCGCAAGCCUCGCCGCUCCUCCGCUCGCCUCGCCGCGCCUCCGCUCGCCUCCCAGCGCUUCUGCUCGCGGCGCCUCGCCUCCGAUCGCCUCGACGCGUCUCCGCUAGCCUCGCCGCGCCUCCGCUAGCCUCGCCCCGCCUCCGAUUGCCUCGCCGCGCCUCCGCUCGCCUCGCAGCUCCUCCGCUCGCCUCGCCGCGCCUCGCGCACCUCGCCGCGCAUCCCCUGCCAUCAGUGUGCCAGCACCCUCGUCGCGCUGCCCCUCCUCACGCCUCCACUCCCGCUGCCCUUCUCCCACCUGCCCAUCCCGUGCCCUCGCUUCCCUGCACUUUCAUUCCCACGUGUUACCUUCCCCUUAUUUUUGCCUAUGCUUCCCCUCAUUCCCCGUCUGCUUCCCCUCAUUCCCCCCUCUCCUUCCCCUCCCCUUCUUCCCCUCAUUUCUCCACCCGCUUCCCCUCAUUCUUCCCUCUGCUUCCCCUCAUUUACUCCCCUGCUUCCUCUCGUAUUCCCCUCUGCUUCCCCUAUUUCCCCCCUGAUUUCCCUAAAUUUUACCCUCCUGCUUCCCCUCGUUUCCUGCUCUACUUCCCUUCAUUCCUCCCUUUGCUUCCCUUUCUCCUCGUUCCCCUCUUUUGCCCCACUGCUUCCCCUCGUUUCCCCGAUUUCCCCCUCUGUUUCCCCUCGUUUCCCUCCCUGGUUCCCCUCGUUUUCCCCUCUCCUCCCCUUGUUACAACUUCCUAUCUCCCGCUUUCCCUCUCCCGCUCUUCCCUAACUCCCCUCUUCCCUAUCUCCCCUCUUCCCUAUCUCCCCUCUUCCCUAUCUCCCCUCUUCCCUAUCUCCCCUCUUCCCUAUCUCCCCUCUUCCCUAUCUCCCCUCUUCCCUAUCCUCCCUCUUCCCUAUCCUCCCUCUUCUUACGGUAUUUUCUUCUUUCCCUCUCACUCUCUUCCUGUCUCCUCCUUUCCCUUUCCUCCCCUCUUCCUGUCACCUUUCCCUCUCACAUCGUCCUAUCUCCCCCUUUCUCUUCCCCCCUGCUUCUCUCUUCUCUUCACCCUCUUCCCUGUCUCCCCUAUCUCCACUCUUCUAAUCUCUAUCUCUUUGAAUUUUUUCUUGUUCCCCCUCCCAAUCCCUUGUAUUAUCUCCCUCCCCCUGGCUAUUGCAGUAACUACACUGAAGAUUUUUCUGGUACUUCAACUCACCUCAACCCAUCAUCCCAUCCCAUGCUCGUAG
Messenger RNA from Closterium sp. NIES-65, 2523 nucleotides. Lineage: Eukaryota; Viridiplantae; Streptophyta; Zygnematophyceae; Desmidiales; Closteriaceae. The record is from the annotation of a GenBank genome assembly.